AAAGAAAAAGAAAAAGAGGAAAACGAGUAUAUGUGUGACGUUAUUAUGCUAUGCUAAUGGCAAUGGCCUUGUGACUCUGAGAUCGCCCCUUCGUUUUCUCUUCUCUCAUUCGAUCUUCCUUGCCGCAUUUCUCAACACCGUCGCCAAUUCCACGAUAAUGGCGAAUAGUGAGACUUCUUGUUCAACUCAGCUUAUUGAUGGAGAUGGUACAUUCAAUGCUUCUGGAAUUGAAACCUUUAUGAAGGAGGUGAAAUUGGGUGAAUGUGGGCUUUCGUAUGCUGUAGUUUCUAUAAUGGGUCCGCAAAGUAGUGGCAAGAGCACACUAUUAAAUCAUUUGUUUGGAACCAACUUCAGAGAGAUGGAUGCUUUUAAAGGAAGGUCUCAAACAACCAAAGGAAUAUGGAUGGCUAGAUGUACUGGCAUCGAGCCUUGUACAAUUGUGAUGGAUUUGGAGGGUACAGAUGGAAGAGAACGUGGAGAGGAUGAUACUGCAUUUGAAAAGCAGAGUGCUCUGUUUGCUCUUGCUGUCUCAGAUAUAGUGCUAAUAAACAUGUGGUGCCAUGACAUUGGCCGUGAGCAAGCUGCAAAUAAGCCGCUUUUGAAAACUGUCUUUCAGGUCAUGAUGAGAUUGUUUAGUCCGCGCAAAACAACAUUGUUGUUUGUCAUACGUGAUAAAACAAGGACACCACUCGAAAAUUUAGAACCUGUUUUGCGAGAAGAUAUUCAAAAGAUCUGGGACUCUGUUCCUAAACCACACGCCCACAAGGAAACCCCUCUAAGUGAAUUUUUCAAUGUUGAAGUUGUUGCACUUUCUAGUUUUGAAGAGAAGGAAGAACAAUUUAAGGAGCAGGUUGCUAGCUUGAGGCAACGUUUCUAUCAUUCUAUCGCUCCUGGUGGGCUUGCAGGGGACCGUCGUGGAGUAGUUCCUGCCUCUGGCUUUUCUUUUAGUGCUCAGGAAAUAUGGAAAGUCAUUAAGGAGAACAAAGAUCUCGACCUUCCUGCACAUAAGGUUAUGGUUGCUACUGUACGAUGUGAAGAAAUUGCAAAUGAGAAAUAUGUUUCUUUUUCUGAAAAUGAGGAAUGGUGUCAAUUGGAAGAGGCUGUGCAAUCUGGCCCACUUCCUGGAUUUGGGAAAAAGAUCAGUUCACUCCUUGAUGCUUAUUUGUCAGAGUAUGAUGCUGAGGCCACUUAUUUCGAUGAAGGUGUGAGAUCUGCAAAACAAAAGCAACUUCAAGAAAAACUGUUGCAACUUGUCCAACCAGCAUUCCAAUCUGUGCUGGGACAUCUAAGAUCAGGAACUUUUGACAAAUUCAAGGAGGCAUUUGAAAAGGCUUUAAAUGGAGGGGAAGGGUUUUCUACUGCUGCUAAUAAAUGCAUCGGGUCUUUUAUGGCUCAAUUUGACGAAGCAUGUUCAGAUGUUGUUAUUGAACAAGCAAACUGGGAUACAUUUAAAGUACGGGAGAAAUUGAAGCGUGAUAUUGAUGCACAUGUUGAAUCUGUGCGCGCAGCUAGAAUAUCAGAACUUACUUCUUCAUAUGAGGCUAAACUUAAAGAAGCUCUGUCUGGAUCUGUUGAAGCUCUUUUGGACGGUGCUAAUAGUGAAACUUGGCCAUCAAUAAGGAGCAUUCUUAGGCGGGAGAUUGAAUCAGCAGUUUCAGGGUUUUCUGCUGCACUCACUGGGUUUGAUAUGGAUGAAGAAACGAGACAAAAAUUGAUUUUGAGUUUAGAGGACUAUGCAAGGGGUGUGGUAGAAGGAAAGGCUAGGGAAGAAGCUGGAAGGGUUCUCAUCCGUAUGAAGGACAGGUUUACGAUGUUAUUUAGCCAUGAUUCUGAUUCAAUGCCUCGUGUUUGGACGGGGAAAGAAGAUAUUCGAGCCAUCACCAAAACUGCCCGCUCUGCUUCUAUGAAAUUGCUAUCUGUUAUGGCUGCAAUUCGUUUGGAUGAUGCUGAUACCGAUAAUAUCGAGAAAACAUUAGCAGUUGCAUUGUUGGAUUCAUCGAGCAAUGCUGCUAAAGAUAGGAGUAUCACAAUGGUUGAUCCGCUAGCUUCUAGCAGUUGGGAUGAGGUUCCAUCCUCUAAAACAUUAAUUACACCUGUCCAGUGCAAAUCUUUGUGGAGGCAGUUCAAGACAGAAACAGAGUACAGUGUCUCUCAAGCCAUUUAUUUUCAGGAGGCCAACAAGCGCAAUAACAACUGGUUACCUCCCCCAUGGGCAAUAUUUGCUUUGGCUAUUCUGGGUUUCAAUGAGUUUAUGACACUUCUAAGAAAUCCCAUGUAUCUGGGUAUCAUCUUUGUUGGUUUUCUUCUUAUUAAAGCCCUAUGGGUGCAGCUUGACGUUUCGGGUGAAUUUCGCAAUGGAGCUCUUCCGGGAAUCAUAUCUUUGUCUACCAAAUUUAUUCCAACUAUCAUGAACCUUAUGAGAAAACUAGCCGAGGAGGGACAGAACCCUGCAACUAACAAUCCUCAGAGAAACCCAUCAAGAAGCAAUCAAAGUGAUGGUCCUGCUGGUAGUUCUUUGUCAUCUAGCGCUUCAUCUAACGUAACAUCAUUGGACAACGGAACUGGAUACGCCAGCUCAUCAAAAGACGAGUAGGCGAAGAAAGUCAUUUUUCUGAAUAACAACUUCUGCUGUUUGAAAAAGGUUGUGUCUGCUGGCUGCAUGAUGGGUUUUUGCUUGUCCAUGAAUUUAUGACUUGUGAGCUUUCCAGACAUUCAAAGGCAUCAGUUUUUUGUGCAAGUGCCAUACACAGGGGGCAAUGUUUUGAUCCAAGGUAGGUCCCCUUGAAAUAGGUCCUUUUUUAUCUUUUCAAUUUGGGUGCUCCACAUAGUUGGAGAUGUUAGCUCAUUUCACGUGUUGUCAUUGAUGGUUGUGCUGGUUUUGCAAUCAAUUUUGUUUGUAUUUUUAUCAGUUUUCUGAAUGUGUCCUUUCUAUUUAGAGAAUUUAUUGAUUGGACUCCUGUAUUUAUAUUAGGUUUAUAAGAUUAUACAUGUAAGCCUCAUGUAUAAUGGGCAACCGACUGUCCAUUCACGUGUAAGUGUUGAAAAUAGGAGAUUGUUUUGGUUUUUGGCAUGCUUAAACAUGCAUUGAAUUGAAUCAAUUAAAAGUUCAGUGUUAUUUUCA
Lotus japonicus is the source of this 3121-nucleotide messenger RNA. RefSeq names its product protein ROOT HAIR DEFECTIVE 3-like. Gene Ontology annotation, biological process: endoplasmic reticulum membrane fusion. The record is from RefSeq and is a predicted model, not a curated record. The transcript is spliced from 23 exons. NCBI's taxonomy places the organism in Eukaryota, Viridiplantae, Streptophyta, Magnoliopsida, Fabales, Fabaceae. Gene Ontology annotation, molecular function: GTP binding; GTPase activity. Gene Ontology annotation, cellular component: endoplasmic reticulum. Bases 158 to 2593 code for a protein of 811 amino acids.